GGGGGGUGUCGAUGAGCAGCACAGCGCAGCAGUGCACUGCCCCUCAUUGCCAGCGACACAACAGAUAAGAAGGAUGACCCCCACCCUCCUUCAUCGCAUUCAGUCACUCAAGGUCGUCACCUCUUACGAGUAUCGCCCAUUUCCAACCCGGGAUGUCCAAAUCUUCCUCUCAGAUCCACCGCGCAUGGUGGAAGGAAAGCUCCGUCUACCAGAUCUGGCCCGCCUCCUUCAAAGACAGCAACGAUGACGGCAUCGGUGACAUUCCCGGCAUCGUCUCGAAGUUGGACUAUAUCAAGAACUUGGGGAUAGAUAUUGUGUGGCUAUGCCCCUCGUACAAAUCGCCCCAGGUGGACAUGGGGUACGACAUCUCCGACUACUACAGCAUUGCGGAUCAGUACGGCACGGUCGCGGACGUCGAGAAACUCAUCCAGGGCUGCCACGAUCGGGGGAUGAAGCUUCUCAUGGAUCUGGUAGUCAAUCACACCAGUGAUCAACACGAAUGGUUCAAGCAAUCGCGCAGCUCCAAGGACAACGAGUACCGGAACUGGUAUGUCUGGAAGCCGGCUCGAUAUGACGAGCAGGGUAACCGCCAACCACCCAACAAUUGGGUUUCGCACUUCCAGGGAAGCGCCUGGCAAUGGGACGAACACACGCAGGAAUACUACCUCCACCUGUACGCGACCGAGCAGCCCGAUCUCAACUGGGAGCAUCCGCCCGUACGCCAGGCCGUGCACGAAAUCGUGCGCUUCUGGCUUAACAAAGGCGCCGACGGGUUCCGUAUGGACGUCAUCAACUUCAUCAGCAAAGAUCAACGUUUCCCAGACGCCCCGGUCAAGGAUCCCCGGACGCCCUGGCAAUGGGGCGACAAGUAUUACGCCAAUGGACCGCGACUGCACGAGUACUUGCAGGGUAUUGGUAAUAUUUUGAAGGAGUAUGAUGCUUUCAGCGUUGGUGAGAUGCCGUUCGUCAGGGAUACGAACGAGGUGCUCCGCGCUGUGCGCUAUGACCGGAAUGAGAUCAACAUGAUCUUCAACUUCGAGCACGUCGACAUCGAUCACGGCACUUAUGACAAGUUCGAGCCCGGCAGCUGGAAGCUCACGGACCUCAAAGCGUUCUUCGAAACUUGGCAGAAAUUCAUGUAUGAGAACGACGGCUGGAAUGCUCUGUACUGGGAAAACCAUGACCAGCCGCGGUCCAUUGACCGGUACACGCACGCCAAGGAAGAGUACCGCACCGAGGCUGGGAAGAUGCUGGCUACGGUGCUGGCCUUGCAGUCUGGUACGCCGUUCGUGUAUCAAGGCCAGGAACUGGGAAUGAGAAAUGUUCCUAUAGAAUGGGACAUCAGUGAGUAUAAGGACAUUGACUGUCUUAACCAUUGGCACAGACUCCUCGAGCACAAGCCCAACGACACCGAAGCACAGAAGAUCGCCCAACAGGAAUACCAGAAGAAGUCCCGAGACAACGGCCGCACCCCGGUGCAGUGGUCCGCAGGCCCGAACGGAGGGUUUACCGGUCCGAACGUCAAGCCUUGGAUGUCUGUGAAUCCGGAUUCCGAGCGUGUCAAUGCUGAGGCGCAGGUCAAGGACUCAAACUCGACGUACCACUACUGGUCUUCCGUGUUGGGGCUGCGCAAGAAGUAUCUUGACAUCUUCGUGUACGGAGACUACGAGCUGGUCGACAAGGAGAACCAGGAGUUAUUCGCUUACACCCGGCAGUACGAGGAUCAGAAGGCGUUGGUGCUGGCCAACUGGACCGAGAAGACGCUGGAGUGGGAUCCAGUCGCUAACGGCGUGAGAGGGGUGAAAGAGGUGGUUUUGAAUACGUAUAGCAGCACCGAGAAGGCCAAGGAGAGGUUCCAAGAUGGUGGUAAAUGGUCACUUCACCCUUAUGAGGCGGUGGUAGUGCUUGUGCAGGCGUGAUGUUAUCGCUGUUGGGGACUGUACCGAGAUGACAGACUGAACAUUGUCCGGCUUCUAAUGAUAUGGU
This is a messenger RNA of Aspergillus homomorphus CBS 101889, 1986 nucleotides long. RefSeq names its product glycoside hydrolase family 13 protein. Bases 153 to 1919 code for a protein of 588 amino acids. Gene Ontology annotation, biological process: oligosaccharide catabolic process. NCBI's taxonomy places the organism in Eukaryota, Fungi, Ascomycota, Eurotiomycetes, Eurotiales, Aspergillaceae. Gene Ontology annotation, molecular function: alpha-amylase activity. The record is from RefSeq and is a predicted model, not a curated record. The transcript is spliced from 3 exons.